Symbiodinium sp. CCMP2456 is the source of this 249-nucleotide messenger RNA. The record is from the annotation of a GenBank genome assembly. NCBI's taxonomy places the organism in Eukaryota, Dinophyceae, Suessiales, Symbiodiniaceae.
AUGACCCCCACGACGCCACCUCCUGGUGCUCCGCCUGGCACUUGUGGCUGCCAGUGCUGCAGCCAAAAGCGGCUGGAAGCUUCGAUGUUCCGCAGCUGCCGCCGGAGCGCGAUGCUCACACAGCGGCUCCUUCGCCGACUUCGCUAUGCUGCAACCGAGUCGCUGCUCUCGCGGCCUUCUGGGCCAUCCAUCCCCAAGGGCCCAGGGGAUCGAUGGAAGAUCCCGCCCAACUACGAGGUCGCCCGGUGA